Molecule: messenger RNA, 537 nt
Organism: Clavispora lusitaniae ATCC 42720
Lineage: Eukaryota; Fungi; Ascomycota; Pichiomycetes; Serinales; Metschnikowiaceae
Gene: PEX22
Product: Pex22p
Source: RefSeq, a predicted model, not a curated record
AUGGCCAGAAAAAGGAACACGAGGACGUGGGUUGCAUUGGCUUUAGCAACAUCGGUUGCCGCUGUUGCAUACAAAAUAUACCAAGAAUGGUUACCCAACGAAGACGAGCAACGUGAAAGCUCAAACGUGAAGAAAAUCAAAAGCAAAUAUGCUAACAAGUCUGUCACUUUAACACUUCUGCAUUCGGUCUUGAACUCUGAUUCAAGUCUUGAAGAGAUUCUCUUGAAUUCAAACAAUGUCACAUUCAUUCUUCCUCCUUACCUUUCAGUCGACGAUUUACAAUGCAACAUUAGUGGAAAGAGAAGCAUGGUUGUUCCAGAAAUCCUUCAGGAUAAUUACAAAUUACUCAAAUGCUCGAACAUGCAAGGAUACUUCCAGCUCCUUAAAAAUUUGAGACCAGAUAUUUUGAUCGUGUGCACUGACGAUUUGGGUAUCACGGAGCAGAUACCAAAAGACUUGGGUCGUUUCGUGGGGAAAGUUGUUACGAUUGACCAGGAAAAGGAUAAAGCACGUACAGUGCUAUCUGAGUAUUUUUAA